CUUGCACGAUCUUGACUCUAAACCAUAAAAUUGGUUAUCAAAUGUCCAUGUCCGAUAUAGAUGAACCCGAAACGCUAACGUUUAAAGAAAAGCAAUCUAGUAUCAAAUUGUGCCACGAUCUUUACCUCUCACAUUUCGUCAAUUUCACUCAAAUCGACUCACCAUCCUUACUGAACGUUGAUACAAUUGAGAAGCCAGUGGAUGCGCUACCUACAACUUUUUUAAUUCCCCGUUUUAAUUCAAAAUAUUUUUUUAAAGAAGGCCUUUUAUUUGAAACAUUGUCAACCAGAUUGCUUUUACGUAGGAAUCAUCACAAAACCUGGCUAUCAAAACAUUUUUAUUCUUUACCUAGAUCCAUGCUAGCAUUGGAUGCAAGUCAGCCGUGGCUCAUCUUUUGGAUCGUUCAUAGUUUUAUAUUACUUGGCUCUGACAACUUGGAGGAUGCUGUAGAUGAGGAAUUUAAACGAUUUCAAGCCAAAAUACCCCAAUUUCUCAAAACAAUGUUGUGCGGGUUGGGCGGUUUUAGUGGAGGCGCAGGCCAAUUACCUCAUCUUGCGACCACCUAUGCCUGCUUAGCAAGUUUGGUGGACUCAAGAAAUUUUGAUAUGCUGCUUAGUCUAAACAAACAGACAUUCACGUGCUGGUUGAAAUCGUUAAGGGAUCCUGUGACUGGAGGAUUUUUUGUUCAUGAAGGUGGAGAACUUGAUAUAAGAGGAACUUAUUGUGCUAUAGCUAUAGCGACCAUACUUGAUUUGGAUAAAGAGGCUCUGUUUGAAGAUAUUGAAUUUUAUAUUAAAAGUUUGCAGUCCUACGAUGGGGGAAUUGCGGGAUUUUUUGAAGAAGAAUCGCAUGCUGGAUAUACCUAUUGUGGCUUAGCUGCAUUAGCUCUGUUACAAAAAGCUCAUUAUUUAGACUUAAAUGCCUUACUAUUUUGGGUGGUUCAAAGGCAAAGUAGUGAAACCGGAGGCUUCCAAGGUCGAUGUAAUAAAUUACAUGAUAGUUGUUAUAGUUUUUGGUGUACUGCCACCAUUCAAAUUUUAAGUCAAUUAAAAAUGGAAAUACCGUCUCUUUACCAGCCGUGUAUAUUCAAUACAAAAUCAUUACAAAUGUAUAUUCUUGGAUGUUGUCAAGAAGGAUUUAAAGAAAAUAUGCUCAUUUAUAAAGGGGGUUUGAAGGAUAAGCCUCAAGCCACGCCAGAUUUAUACCAUACAUGCUACGCUUUAAGUGGUCUUUCCAUUUUACAGGUAAUGAGUCCAGAAGAUUUAUUUAAUGGACCUCCUUUAAAACAUUCCAUUCAUCGCUUACAAGAGACAAAUCCUUUGUUAAAUAUUACAACGGCAUCUUGGAACCAAUGGAUUAGUCAACGCAAUAGAAAAAUUUUGUUAGCGCCAGUAGUACACGACUGACCUAUUUUCGAAAUUGCCUACACUCUCACAAUCCGCUGUAUCAUUCUAUUAACAAGUACAGAUAACUUUAUCUUAUUCAAGACAGCAAGACACCUUCAUAGUUUAUUAAGUUUCCAAAGACUAUGUGUUUUAUAAAAAAAUUCACAAGAACACUUUUAAAAAGCCAAAGUCUUGAAAAACAAAUAUUCUUAACUAAAAUAAUUACU
Messenger RNA from Hylaeus volcanicus, 1612 nucleotides. RefSeq lists its product as uncharacterized. The transcript is spliced from 10 exons. Bases 42 to 1406 code for a protein of 454 amino acids. Gene Ontology annotation, biological process: protein farnesylation. NCBI's taxonomy places the organism in Eukaryota, Metazoa, Arthropoda, Insecta, Hymenoptera, Colletidae. Gene Ontology annotation, molecular function: protein farnesyltransferase activity. The record is from RefSeq and is a predicted model, not a curated record. Gene Ontology annotation, cellular component: protein farnesyltransferase complex.